This is a messenger RNA of Micromonas commoda, 561 nucleotides long. RefSeq lists its product with no specific name. The record is from RefSeq and is a predicted model, not a curated record. The transcript has a single exon. Bases 1 to 561 code for a protein of 186 amino acids. NCBI's taxonomy places the organism in Eukaryota, Viridiplantae, Chlorophyta, Mamiellophyceae, Mamiellales, Mamiellaceae.
AUGAACGACCUCACGAGCCCAUUGCUCGUCGGCCUUUGCGACGACGAGUUGGAUACCCGGAUCAAGUACCAUCGCGGGGUCUACUCCAAGUCCGACAGCUCGGGUCCCGUGGAGAAUGCCCUCUACCACAUCACCCCCGCGCGUUUUUUCCACAGCCGGCUCCCCGUCGGCCACGAGGGCAUCGAGGCUUACGUCUCCGAGGACUUUCACCACGUCGGCGCGGUGGAGGCAUUUUUAACCCCGGAGAAGCUUCUCGAUUGGGCCAACAAACACUUGGCCGAGCAGGAGGGCUACUUCUACGUGAUGCUGCUGGACCCCGCGGCGUUGGGGGAGACGCAGGAGUACGCCGCGGAGGAGGAUGUGAAGGAGACUGGGAGGGUGCUGAUCGUGGGACCGGUCGGGGUGGAGGCUAUCUCGAGGGUGUACGUCGCAUCCAGGGAACUGAAUAACUCGAGGACAGGCAAGUUCACGAACGUCGCGCCGCCCUCUCUGGUGGUGCGCUCGCGGCGAGACGACAAGGAUGACGAGGCAGCGGGUGAUGCCGGGAUCCGGGAGAAGUGA